This is a messenger RNA of Dothidotthia symphoricarpi CBS 119687, 852 nucleotides long. RefSeq lists its product as uncharacterized. The coding region runs from base 1 to 852 and encodes 283 amino acids. The transcript has 3 exons. Lineage: Eukaryota; Fungi; Ascomycota; Dothideomycetes; Pleosporales; Dothidotthiaceae. The record is from RefSeq and is a predicted model, not a curated record.
AUGAUCGCCUCUCAGGUUCUGGCGACCUUCGCCAUGCUCGUCGCUUCCGUCAUCGGUACACCUUUCCACCAGAUUGCCCGGGAUGAUGCAGUCACCACUCUCGACAAACCGACAGUUCAGCCACCGGCUGUCAAUCUUGAUGAGUAUCUCCAGCUCCCCUCCUUUCCUUACGAGGUCACGCCCUGGGACAAUGGCAAGAUCAACUACGCAUGCAAGAAGAUCUUCACUACGGAGGACUACAAACUCGAGGAUAUUGAAAUGUUCCAUGUCACCUACGAUGAUUGCUACAUGCCGUGGGUCAUGUGUCGCCACAAAGACGCCCAACACACCAUGAACAGCACUGCUCACGCCAUCGCCUCCAUCCCUGUAGGGAUGCGCCAAUACCUGCGCCACGUCGUUGUUCUUCCUAAGGACGAUCCGGAACUUGGCCCAGACUUCUACAACGAUUUCGACAGUAUUAUACUCAAGGGCAACACUAGCUUGCACAACAUCAUCGCUGCGAUUGCCAAGUCGCUCGGCACGUACGGCGCUCAGCAGGGUAACGGAUACUGGAAUACACAAUCCUGGCUCGACGCCUACCAUAAAGACACCGCUGUCCUCAAUCCUACCUGCCAGAUCAACGAGGAGGAGAACUUUGCGCAAAUGACUGUCGUUGCUAUCGCGGACUACCAGCGUCCGGGCACUUGGGAGCCGUACCGUAUCCCUGAGUUUCACAAGAUCCGGAACCAGGUUCAACAUAUCAGACAAGAUUUGGGGAAGCAUUUUGAGGUCGGGACCGGCAACAGGUGCACGCGGCGGCCUCUGGAGGACAGUCCUGUUGAGUUGCCGGGGGAGCUGCCUCCGGUGGAGUGA